Molecule: messenger RNA, 5547 nt
Organism: Cyprinus carpio (common carp)
Lineage: Eukaryota; Metazoa; Chordata; Actinopteri; Cypriniformes; Cyprinidae
Product: sushi domain containing 5
Exons: 6
Coding region: 379-2412 (677 amino acids)
Biological process (GO): Notch signaling pathway; cell adhesion
Molecular function (GO): hyaluronic acid binding
Source: RefSeq, a predicted model, not a curated record
UUACACUGUGGCACUCUUUCCUCUGUGCCAGCGAGGCACAACCCAUUAUGAGCCGGUCUCCCCACGGCACUGGAACAAUCCCAGUGCUUAGAGUCUCUGUUCUCAUGCGGUACUGCACAGGUUCUGAGUCAUGACGUAUUUACUGACAACGCCGUGCGAGUUUUCGCACGAGCGCACCAGCAGCUCGGUAAUGUACCUCUUGGUCAGAUAAACCUCCCCUUGCACCUCUGUCACUGCGCCUAGUAGUUCUUUUCUCUCGGCUAUCGGAAUCAUCGGACCUGUCCGUUUGGAGAGCGCAAUUCAACUGGGAUUUUUCACCUUUCCUGGCAGAUUUGGAAAAGUUUCACCUCCGGUUUUUUCCAGAAACACUGUUUCAUUAUGGGGCGAGCCUGUCACCGAGAGCUCGCGCUCCUGCCGCUGCUGGGAUACUUGGCUUGCCUGACGCGCGCGGACGUCUCUCCAUUAGGACGUGUGUUUUUACUGGAGUUGGAGAGUUUUCCAAAAGGUGGACAGGAGACAGGGUUCGAGGCAGCAACACAUGCCUGUAUGGCUCAAGGGGCCCAGGUGGCAUCCGGAGCCAACCUGCAUCAUGCAGUGUUGGAAUGUGCCUUCUCAGCCUGCUCGCGUGGUUGGCUCUCCGGACCGAGUGUUGGGACUACAGUGUGCAGCGGUGUCCCGGGGAGUUUGAGGCCAGUUGAUGUGCAGUUGGAGAAUUUAACUACGGACACUGAGAGACUGGGCGUGUUCUGCGUGGAAGAUAGUGAUGCUCCAUGUGGGCAGCCCCCUUCAUUCCCACACUCACAUCUGCAGGGGAAAACUGGUCUGGACCUCGGAGAUGAACUUCUAUAUACCUGUGACCCAGGAUACAAACUUCCCAAUGGAGAUACGGGCUUCAGCCUGCUUUGUGACAGUUGUGGGGAAUGGUACGGCCUGGUGCAGCAUUGCGUGAAAGAUGAUCCUGAAGGCCACAUCGACUAUGAAGAUAAGUUCACAGAUGGCCAUCUCCUUGAAAAUCCGAGGGAGGAGCAUCAUAUUUCUUUGAAUCCAGGAGAAACGCAGUCCACUGUUCAUGAACCUGAAACUGAACCUGAACCUGAACCUGAGCCUGAGCGGACUGUCAUGUCUGAGAAGGAGAAGGAGAAUGAUGGAGAUUCAACCUUAUCAGUCACUGAACCUCCAGUGUCUCAACUCAGUCAGAAGCACAUGUUCUGGUUCCCUUCAGAGGCCUUCCAGGAAGAGGAGGAGCAGCCGGGUAUCACCACUGAUUUCUCCUCUGUUAAAAACCCCAAUGAAGAUGAGAGUCACAUGACAGUCAAAACAACCAACAGCCAGUCUGGUCCUGACAUUAUCGCAGAGGAAAGUGACUAUACGACAGAUCCUCCCACCGAUGAACCUACCAGUCCCAGUGCUGGCGGCUCCUGGCUUGAAGGAUACCCUGUUACUCAGGAUGAAGAUAAAGCUGGAAGUGAGUCCACAGGGGAGGCAGGGCCAGAACAAGAUACGGAGUCAGAAACCAAGACCUUGACUGGCCACUCGGAAGUUGAGGUGUUUGAGGAUGUAACCAAAAACUCUGUGGAAGAAGAGACUGGAGGUUUGAUUGACAACCCUGAGGAGGAUGAAGAUGAAGAAAUAAAAAAUCCUGAGGACACAAUCCACAUGAAAGGAGACGAGGAGGAGCUCGGUAAAGGGACAACCAGACUUGAAAAGGAAGAGUCUGUUGUAACACCUUAUGAGGAAACAACUGAAGGACUUUCAGAAGAUGAAAUGGUGAAAGAAACGUACACAUCAGAGGAAACAGACUCUGAUGGAUCCAAAACAUUGGGGUUUGAUGGUGUUACUGACAGUCCAAAUGGUGUGGAGGUGAAGCCCAUCACCUUCAUUACUCAGAUCACACCCAGUCUAGUUGAUAUUGCUGUACACAAGCGGCCCACGGCGUACACACCGGCUUCCGCUCCUGAAAACGUGAGCACCAGUCAAGGCGGCUUGGGCCCUGAGAACACAUCCACAGCUUCUGGGAUGGUACAUCUGGAUGGUCCACCUGAUUAUAUCACCAGCAUGCCCACACCCGUCAUCAAGGAUCCAUGGGAAACCUUCGAUGACCACUUCCUGGAGCACAUACCUGGUCACGUCCCAACUGAAAACCCUGAAAAUCAGAGCGUGAUGGAAAGAGGUGUAGAUCACAGCCUCGAUCAACAGGAGCGGGCUGGAGAGGGUGCAUGUGCAGAAGACCCCUGUCAUGGUUCAGGCCGUGGGCCCAUGAUCGCGGCCAUUAUCGUUGCCAUCGUAGCAGCGGUGGUGGGUGUGGUCUUGGGGGUGUGGUGUUAUAAAAAGAGGCAACAAAAGAGCUCUCACUAUCAGCUCAAUGGAACUAACAGGCAAACGCAGUGCAUUGAAUUACAACAGACUGUGUGAAAGUCACACAGAUCCUCAUAAAGCCACACAGCUUACUCAGUCAUCCAUACAAAGCCAUUUAUGUGUGAACAUUACAGUCUCCAUCCACUGGGGCUCAGCAAAAUCCAGAGUAGAAAAAGUGAAAAACCUAUCUAUCUAUCUAUCUACAUGUAUCUAUAUAUCUAUCAUUCUAUCGUUUCUCAAAUUUUGUAGUAAAAUUACAGUUAUAUUAAUUUCUUAAAUUUUUUUAAUUCACAAGAAUUGCAUUGGAAAAUAAUCUUAAUUCAAUUCUAAAUGCCACACAAUCCUGACUUUCACACUAACACAAGGAGUGUCUCUUUUUAACACUCCUUUAUCGCACAAGGUUGGAUUGUUUAGUGCUUAUUUAGAUAGUAUUUCUGUUUUACAAUGUUUUCUUUUUCUUUAUAUUUUCAUUGUAUUGUGGAUAAUUGAUGGAUCAUGAAUCUGAUGUCUUCUCUUGCUUUGGAAAGACUGCGGGUCGUCCAGAUUUGUACGUGUUUAUAUAGCUUUGUCCAUUAGUGAGUAAGCGUGUGUAAGAGAAUCAUUGUGACUUUAGCAUGUUUGGUUCUGAAAGAGAGCAGUCAGUUCAAAAGAGAGUGUGGUUGAACCGUGUGCGCAGUUGACAGUUUCUAGCUUGCAGACAAGUGAGACAUUCUGGUCAGGUGAAUUCUGAUUGGCUUUCAGCUCUUAUAGACCUAGAGCAGGCAGAAUAAAUAGCUUUCUUCCCUAAAUUUAGAAUACAAUGAGCAUUUGUUCAUUUCAAACCUUUUUCCUAUAAAUAAGUGAGUUUCUUGGGGUUGAGCUCAGGACUCAGAACGAUUCACACUCACAGACAGGUGAGGCAUUCUUCUCAGAGGAACUAAGGGUAGAUUCUGAUUGGCUUUCAACACAUUUACAGCUUAUUGAGUUAAAAUAUAUGCAGUGCUAUAAAAGCUAUAUCAUAGCAGACUAUUUUCUACAUAUAUUUUCCCAAAUAUCUCAUUGAUGUUUCGUGCAAACUUUUUGGCCAUGUCUUAUACAAGAUAUUCAGUUCGUUCAUCACCUCCAGCGACGUUUAUGAGGCAUAUUUAUAUUGUGUAUUAUAAAUGUAAAAACUUGAUUUUAGAACUAGUGAAUUUAAACAAAACAAACACAAAUCAGAUAUGUCUAGAAUCACUUAUUUCAGUUGUCAUACUGAGGUCAAACAUAUAGCAUGUUUUUUUUAGAUAAUAUUAAUAAUAGGUAAUUAAGUGUAGUAAAGCCAUUUAUUUCUAGGUGUUGUUAGAGCAAAUGUAGCAUUUUUUAUAUUGUUUGAUUGAAUUAUAAAUGAAGAAAAGUGAAGUAAAACUUCAUGAAUUUUGCAGGGUCAUUUGUAAGUAUCCAUUAAUGAUCGACUGAUAGUAUUAAUAUUAUCUAACUGUUUGGGUAUUUUUGAUUGUUGGCUGUUGUUGUUGUCUUUUAAUAUGUUUUCCAGCCCUGACAUCUCUAUUUAGCAGAGAAGCUAGCACAGUCUUAUUUUAAAUUAGCCAUUUAGAGGAUACUUUUAUCCAAAGAUACUUACAAAUGAUGAAAAUCAGAAGCAAUUUAUCACACAAGAGCCAAACACUUGCAUUUACUUACAAAAUAAUCUCAUUUCUAAGAUCAAGAAAUCAGUUCCAGUUGGCUGCUGUAGAUAUAUUUAAAGCUACAGGUGGAUAAACACAUGAACUGCUUACCAUAAAAUUGGUCAUUUGCUAUCUGUGAGGUAAAUGUGGCCAUUGGAACUGUUUUGUUUGCUCUGAUAUCUUCUGAUAUGUGUUCUGAUAAGUGUUUUUAUUGUGAUGUGGAACUGUGAGACUUCAUACUCUUUGUCUUAUUAAUCUGUAAUCAUUUCAAUUCAAUUUGAAGCUAAAACUGCUUGGUAAUAUCAACAUUACACUGUAACUAUGUCAGUUAGAUGUGACAUGAGGGUAUCUGACUAAACAUAGCUGUGGAAAACUAACGGAACAUUAACCAAUAAAUAACUUUGGGGGGAAAAUGGCCGGUUUAGUCUUCCUUGGUGUCAACAUUACUUAAAUAGGCUUAAAAAAACAUUUCCUUCCUAAAAUAAGACUGCAAACAUUUGCGUAGCGUUGCCAGGUGUCUCUGUAUGUGCGUAAGAGCAGCAGAGCCAUGUUUUCUGUGUCUGUGCUGCUGAUUUUACCACAAAACAAAGACGAAACACUCAGAAACACUCCUGCAUACAAAUACUCACACAGCGGGAGAACAGAGACUUGUUUAAAUGUGUUUGAACAUUGAGUAUCUGUGCAGUUUAUCACACCAUAGUAGGAAAACCCCACAGAGAAAAGGAAAGAAGGGGUGGGGGAUGAGGAACGAGAGAUGUGGAGGGAGUCUGGAUUAAAAAAUGACAGUCCAUAUGCACUCUUAAAAUUCAAGGGUUUUGCUUAAGGUCAAGUGUUUAGUCUUUUGCUAUUAUAUUUAGUCUGAAUGUUUACUGCUUUUAAGGGCAGGCAAUACUGGUUCAGCCUUUGAAAUAGACGAGUUUGUUUGAUAUCUUCUCCGCAGCACCAUUUAACACAUAUUUUGAAUAAUAGCCAAGUAAACAUUUGUGAAGUUAUCAACAACAACAUAUAAGUGCCAACAUUUGGUCCAAACAGAUUGUCUGAAGCUUGGCAUUACCAAAAAAAUAGCAAAGCUCAGCAUCUUAAAGUAAGCCAGUCCUUCCGAAAUGCCAAAUACACAAAUUCUCUACCAGAAGGAGGAUUUUAUAAAGAUAGUGUAACACCUGAGCUAACAAAAAUUAAUUAAAACAAAACAGAUAUAUAAAAUGACUAAUGAAUUAGCUAGUAUUUCACAGCACAAAAGUGGUGAGUUUAAGCAUUUUCAUCCAUAUUAUUUAUUACGACAGCAUCCACAUCUGUAACAAUCAGCCAAAAAAUAUAUUUUCAGUGUUCAACCAGUUCUUGGGGCUCAAUUCUGCCUGGAUAUCUUCACAUGGUUACAACAUUGCUUGGUUUGUAUUCAAUAUAGAAAAGCAUUCCUUAUUAAAACAAUACAAACAAAAACAAAUCAUUGUUUUCUCUGAGAUACAGUAAACUGACAGGGACUAAGAUUCAAAAUUAUAAUCUUUUGGUUUGUGGUGCAUAAUCUGUACUUACAUGUGUAAAUAUAAGUACA